CAGUUAUGAACCUCUUACUGUCUUGUUUCACGUUUCAUGACUCAUAGAAUCGUCUGCCCCCGCUGCUGCCUGCCAAUUUUUGUUAAAUGGCCAACAUUUUAACGUGCGGAAGUCGAUUAACCGUAAAGUAAAUAUAAAAUUAAUGAAACUCGUUAAUCAUUAAGCACAAAUACUCCCAUUAAUUCGAGUGAAAAUUAACUCACAAUUGGACAUCAACGAAGUAAUAAACAAAUUGCAAAUCCACUGGGUGAAAUUCCUAGUAAUAAAUGUGUUGAAUCAAUACAGACCGACGUCAAAGAGCAGCUCUACACUUAUUACGUAUCAACGCAAGCCUUGAUUAUUUAGCGAAAUAUAAACCCGGCGAUGUCUACGUCGAUGAUGUCCGGGGCUAAAUUACAAGAUGACAUGAGUAGCAUACCGUUAGCAGAUGACGAUCCUCAGGUCAUUAUUCCUGAGGAGGAAGCUCCCGACAACAUGUCCCAUGUUUCGGACAUUCUCGCACAUGGCAGGAGCAUGGACUCCAUCCCUUCAACAUUCACCAAUGGCAGUAGCAGCCCUAACAGUUUGGAUCCGGACAUUAGCCCAGACGAACAAGAAGAAAAAGCCAGAUUAAUUGCUCAGGUCUUGGAAUUGCAGAAUACUCUGGACGAUUUAUCCCAAAGAGUAGACAGUGUCAAGGAAGAAAACUUGAAGUUACGAAGUGAAAAUCAGGUUCUCGGUCAGUAUAUUGAAAACUUGAUGUCAGCUUCGAGCGUUUUUCAAUCCACGAGUCCAAAAUCGAAAAAGAAGUGAAUUGUGUGUAAAAAUUAUUCUAACCAUGAAAAAGAAUGUUAAUGCUAUAUUCGCUCCCCUGGGCCAGUACGUAUGACUUGAUUUUAUAUUUCAAUGAUAUUUUUGGUCCAAAAGUGUAGGUGAGACGUAUGUAUGCGUACACUAGUAAACUUUUACGUUAUGCACAGUUUUAGCAGUUAUAAUUUCUAUAGAUCUGAUACUAGUGCAUUUACGAAAGACCAUCACAUUUGUAGUAUGGCUUUAUCAUAGUACUCGUAAUAUUAUAAAUAACUGACUAUACUCAGUUUAUAUGAUAAAUUUUGCCUUAUCAAUUAUCGACAUAUUAUAUCACUUUACUUUGCAAAGUUCGCACUAUUGAUUGUAAAUAUAAAAGCGAACACAAAAAUUAUGUUGAGUGAGACAAGCUACAUCCGUUUAGUAAAUGCCAACUCAGACUACUGAGUUAACUAGUCUUUUCAUACUUUUGGAAAAGUAGUCGAACGAAAAAAGAAAGAG
Messenger RNA from Diprion similis, 1287 nucleotides. RefSeq names its product short coiled-coil protein B. The transcript has 4 exons. The record is from RefSeq and is a predicted model, not a curated record. Bases 364 to 792 code for a protein of 142 amino acids. Lineage: Eukaryota; Metazoa; Arthropoda; Insecta; Hymenoptera; Diprionidae. Gene Ontology annotation, cellular component: trans-Golgi network.